Messenger RNA from Linum trigynum, 732 nucleotides. Lineage: Eukaryota; Viridiplantae; Streptophyta; Magnoliopsida; Malpighiales; Linaceae. The record is from the annotation of a GenBank genome assembly.
AUGCGACAGCGAGAUGUAAUCGGUAUUGCCGUGAUUGGUUCUGGUAAGACUGCUACUUUUGUUCUCCCCAUGCUAACUUAUAUCUCUAGACUGCCUCCAAUGAGCGAGUAUAAUGCAGCAAAAGGACCUUAUGCUGUUGUUUUGGCACCAACCCGUGAACUAGCACAACAGAUUAAGGAUGAAACUGUGAAGCGUUAUACUGUCUUGAAUAAAUGCAAUUAUAUAGUUCUUGAUGAAGCUGAUCGAAUGGUAGACAUGGGUUUUGAACCCCAAGUUAUGGGGUACUCGAUGCAAUGCCUUUCCAACAACUUGAAACCUGAGAAUGAAGAUAAAGAACUCGAUGAGAAGAAAAUCUACCGUACCACUUAUAUGUCCAGUGCUACUAUGCCGCCGGCUGUUGAGCGAUUAGCGAGAAAGUAUCUCAGGAAUCCUGUUCUGGUCACAAUUGAUGUUGUUGGUCGUGGUAUAGACAUUCCUGAUGUGGCUCAUGUGAUCAAUUACGACAUGAUGGGUUCUAUCAAGGGGGUACACUCAUCAUCCAGUUCCGACUCCGACUGUUACACGUUCUUAACUUUUCUGGAUACUAAUGUGUUCUAUGACUUCAAGAAGAUGCUUGUACAAAGUAAUAGUGUUGUGCCUCCAGAAUUGGCUAAACAUGAAGCUUCAAAGUUCAAGUAUGGGUCGAAUCCCUAUAGACCUCUUAGAAGAAAUAACCCAAUCUUUACUCACUAA